Molecule: messenger RNA, 1251 nt
Organism: Daktulosphaira vitifoliae (grape phylloxera)
Lineage: Eukaryota; Metazoa; Arthropoda; Insecta; Hemiptera; Phylloxeridae
Product: lysozyme-like
Exons: 4
Coding region: 216-689 (157 amino acids)
Molecular function (GO): lysozyme activity
Source: RefSeq, a predicted model, not a curated record
AUGAGCAGUAAAAUGCAAUAUGUUUCUUUGGAAACCUCCGCAUCCGGUCCGGCGACAUCAACGAUAAAGCCGUUUCAAUACUGGGUGGGGAAAUUUUAAGAACGCCUAGGUCGUUUUCAUACGACAACUUAUACGCUACUGCCAAUAUAGUUAUAGGUAUCUACCCUAAAUGUUCACAGUCUUCCAGUAGAUAUUCAACGAAGCAGUUGGAUGUCAUGGGUGUGCUACUGAGAUCCUUGUUGACAGCUGCCGUUUGUAGCACAUUGGUGUUAUCUCAAAAUGAUUUGCAAGAUGUUUGGCCACCAGGAUGGACAGAAAAAUGUAUUGGGUGUAUUUGUGAGGCUUCGUCGGGCUGCAAUCAGACUUUAGAAUGCGUUGAGCAAAAUGACGUUAAGUAUUGUGGAGUAUUUUUACUCAGUGAUAUUUAUUGGCAAGACGCAGGAGCGCCUGUGCUCAUAGGAGACGAUCCAAAUCGAAUUGGAGCGUUUGAACGUUGUGUCAGAGAUCCAUAUUGCGCUGCUCGAGCAGUUAACCAGUAUAUUCAACGAUAUGCAAAGGACUGCAAUCGAGAUGGAACGAUAUCAUGCGAUGACUAUGUUCGUCUACAUUAUUUUGGUGAAGCAAACUGUAAUACCCCCAUUGGUUCAUUACCAUACUACAGAGUGUUCAGAAACUGCAUUGCAUCUUAAAAAAAUACAUCAAACAUUAUUUAUUUACAGUUAAUUAUGUCGACUGUUAAUUUAUUUUUAGUAUAUAUAAUCGUUUUGUUUGAAGUUAAAAACAAUUUAUUAUCGGAGUAAAAAAAAAAAAAAAUUUAAUUGAAAACUCUCUUUUAAUAUUUACUAGUAAUUUAUUCUAAGGUUCAUGUUUUAAAAUAUAAACGAGUUUUCCAUUAUUUUAUCAAUCAAUAAAUGUAAUCUUUGAUAUCUCAUCAAUUACUAAUAUAAACAUCUGAAUGAUAUUAAUAAUGUCAUUGGUAUACAUUCGAUGCUAUACUAAUAAUUAUUUAUGACAGAUUUAUUGAUGGGGAUUAAAUAAAAUUACCCGAGUUAUAUAAAUAUCCAUUGCUUUAUUGACAUUUUAUAAAAUAUAUUAAAAAGGGGUUUAUUUAUAUAUUUGUAUAAUAUCAGUAUUUUAGUAAUUUACCUAUUUCAUAAUUUUAUCUAAAAUUUUAAUUUAAUUAUUUACAUUUAAUAUUUUUGGAAAAACGUGGACCCUAAAACAUAUAACUAUAACACAUAUAAUUCAAAU